This is a messenger RNA of Choloepus didactylus (southern two-toed sloth), 1749 nucleotides long. RefSeq names its product death associated protein 3 (gene DAP3). NCBI's taxonomy places the organism in Eukaryota, Metazoa, Chordata, Mammalia, Pilosa, Megalonychidae. Gene Ontology annotation, biological process: apoptotic process. Bases 156 to 1451 code for a protein of 431 amino acids. The transcript has 14 exons. Gene Ontology annotation, cellular component: mitochondrial ribosome; mitochondrial small ribosomal subunit. The record is from RefSeq and is a predicted model, not a curated record. Gene Ontology annotation, molecular function: structural constituent of ribosome.
CUCGGGGUCAUUAUACCGAUAAGGGAAAGGAGCAGGACUCCGAAUCUCUAAGAAGUAGGGAGUGAGGCCAGUAGAGUCCGCGCACCUCCUAGAGGCUUCCUACCAGGCCCUGGGUUGCCGACCUGGGAGCCAAGGAAGAACCAGCAUGGUAGUUAAUGCCAGAGUCGAGGACAAUGCUGAAAGGAAUGACGAGGCUUAUCUCAAGGGUUCAUGAGUUGAACCCUGGAUAUUUUUUGCAUACGGGGACCCAGGCACCCCAAAGCAUUGCUGCUCACCUAGAUAACCAGGUUCCAGUUGAGAGUCCCAGAGCUGUUUCCCGCACCAGUGAGAGUGACCCGGUGGUUGGCCAUAGUUUACCAAUCCCUGGUAUGAAGAAUGCUAGAGAAAUCAAAUUACCUGCCCAAGAUCACACAGCAGGACAGGCCAAGCAUGGGGAGCAGCAUGAAGGUCAACACUACAACAUCCCCUUCCAGGAUUUGAAGACUGUAUUUCCCCAUGGCCUGCCUCCCCGCUUUUUAAUGCAGGUGAAGACAUUCAGUGAAGCUUCCCUGAUGGUAAGGAAACCAGCCCUAGAGCUUCUGCAUUAUCUGAAAAAUACCAGUUUUGCUCAUCCAGCUGUUCGGUAUGUUCUCUAUGGAGAAAGGGGAACUGGAAAAACCCUCAGUCUUUGCCAUGCUAUUCAUUUCUGUGCUAAACAGGACUGGCUGAUACUGCAUAUCCCAGAUGCUCAUCAUUGGGUGAAAAAUUGUCGGGAUCUUCUGCAGUCCACCUACAACAAACAGCGCUUUGAUCAACCCUUAGAGGCUUCAACUUGGCUGAAGAAUUUCAAAACUGCAAAUGAACGCUUUCUGAGCCAGAUAAAAGUUCAAGAGAAAUAUGUCUGGAAUAAGCGAGAAAGCACAGAGAAAGGCAGCCCUCUGGGAGAAGUGAUUGAACAGGGCAUAACACGGGUGAAGAAUGCCACAGAUGCAGUUGGGGUUGUGCUAAAAGAGCUAAAGAGGCAAAGCUCUUUGGGUAUUUUUCAUCUGCUGGUGGCAGUGGAUGGAAUCAAUGCUCUCUGGGGGAGGACCACACUGAAAAGAGAAGAUAAGAGCCUGAUUGCCCCAGAGGAACUAGCACUUAUUUACAACCUGAGGAAAAUGGUGAAAAAUGAUUGGCAUGGAGGUGCCAUUGUGUUGGCUUUGAGCCAGACUGGUUCUCUCUUUAAGCCCCGGAGAGCCUAUAUGCCCCAGGAGUUGCUGGGAAAGGAAGGAUUUGAUAAUCUGGAUCCGUUUAUUCCCAUCUUGGUUUCCAACUACAACCCAAGGGAAUUUGAAAGUUGUAUUCAGUAUUAUUUGGAGAACAAUUGGCUUCAACAUGAGAAAUCUCAAACUGAAGAAGGGAAAAAGGAGCUGUUAUUCCUAAGUAAUGCAAAUCCUGGGCAGCUGGAGCGGCUCUGUGCCUACCUCUAAGCCAGGGUCACAACAUCCCUGGAAGACAAUGGACGUUUCCUUUAAGCGGGACCUAAUCGGAUGGGGAAAUCCCACAGGACACAGGAAAAGCAGGCAGGCCCCUGCCCUCAUGGGAUUGGACGUAACUGCAGUUACCUGCCAACAUUCCCUGGAAUGGAUUCCUUGAAAAAUGACUGUAAUAGUAACAAGUACCCUAUUGCCUGAACUAAUACCAGUUUUUUGGUGUAGUUUUCACAUUUACGAUAAUCAUGGCUCUUUUCCUUAAAAAAUAAAAUUAAAUGUCUUUCUUAAAAUGUUA